Rodentolepis nana is the source of this 1353-nucleotide messenger RNA. Lineage: Eukaryota; Metazoa; Platyhelminthes; Cestoda; Cyclophyllidea; Hymenolepididae. The record is from the annotation of a GenBank genome assembly.
AUGUCAGUAAAACAAGACAAGCCUUUGCAAAAAUUAAACGUUGACGAUCACCCCUCAAUUCCACCUGAGCCUCAGAAUCUGACAAUCAUCAUUUUCGAUUCAGGCCACAUUAAUCGAGUGAUCGCAACUGCGUACAUAGAGGUCAUCGAGGCUAACGACAAUCCGCCAAUUAUUCAUGUUCAACCUUCCACAGGCCCUGGUGAAGUGCUCGAUCAGACAAUGGGAGUCUUGUCACUCGUGUCUCUUCAAGCACCCGUAGUAGAUGCUACGGAUGAAGGCUUCUGGUUCCAUAUCGAUUCGAAAUCGUCCGCGAAUGAAAUGUUUGGGAUCGAAGCGAUUACUGAAAACACAGCUCGUCUUCAGUUAAUAUCGCGUCUGGAGCGAGAUACCCUUCUAGAACUCUUGAAGAAUCCAGACACAUCUCCUGUGCCUUCUCCAAUUCUUCCCUCUAACAAGGAUGGCAAAGUUCGGUGGCCAAUAAUCUUGAGUGUCAACGAUAAGCUGAUGCCAUCUCUAACUUCAACAAGUACACUGACUCUUACAGUAAUCACCAAAGGACCAGUGAUUCCAGCAGAUGAACUUUCGGGGUAUUAUGUUCCCGAUAACUCCUCCCCAGGAACUCCAAUUUUGCCUCAAUUCAUUCAAGCAAUAGAUCUCGACUACCCAAGUGCAUUAACUGACAUCGCUUAUGAUAUCAGCUCCUAUUCUGCCCAAGCAUUAAGGCUUUUCGAAAUCAUCAAUAGUACAGCUGGAAAAUUUAGUCUUGCUUUGCGGACAACUAUCUCGAGGGAAGUUGAAGGAGCUUCUUGCUUUUUCGUGCCGAUAAGUGCUUCCAUUCCGAGUUUGACCCGAACCGCCACUUCAACCCUGACAGUGACAGUUACAACUGACAACCCUCCUGCUCCAGGAAAUGGAGAGGGAAAAUUGGAAGUCUUUAUUCCAUCGGAUACGUGGCGAUGGCCUUACGCGAAUGCACUGCCAAAUAUACCAAUUGCUGCAAUGCCAGUGACGGAAGUUUACAGUUGUGAUCGAGUCAAUCGGGUUUUCAAAUUUAUUCCGCAAAAUGAGAAUGACCUCUUGUUUAAAGUGACCGAUGAUGGCGUACUCUACCUCAUGACUGCUUCGCCACCUGGAGAUUUCUCCGUGGAAGCUGCGAUUUCCACACGAUUCGAUCAAACUCUCCCCAACGCUACCAGUUCACUUAAAGUCCGUAUAAAUUGGAUUCCUGCCAGCGGUUUCACAAAUGGAAUUAUGAUUAGAAUUCAAAAGGCCACGUGGGAAUGGUUUGUAGAACGGUCUAAUUCCUCUGAUGUAAGGUUUCAUUAUGGAUACGCAAUCAGAACUUUAAUUUAG